GAAACAGUUUUCCCGAUUGUCAACUCGUUAUAGGCCGUUUAAACACCCUAGAUUUAGAUUUUCUUGAAAUUUAUUAAUUCUAAUAGGAGAGUGCGUGUAGAUCAAAUCAAAGAUUUCUCCUUUCGUAAAAAUCGAUUACUGAAGAUAAUGAAAUAUGACAGCAAAGAAAUGUGGAUGAAUUAAUCGGAUUGAGACUUUCUCCUUGUAACAGCUUAUUUGGCAGAAAGUCUUAUCGGCAUGGUCAAUGCAGUACGAUGCUGAGAAAUCAGUAUUACCUGCUUUUUUGUCUCUGUACGUUUGUUAUCGCAACAUUGUUCACUUACGUACUACAGCGGCAUUGCUACAACUGCCCAUUGCUCAACCAUCGGGCCUCUGACCCUGACCCGACCUUGAUUCUGGUCUUGACCUAUUUACGCAGUGGCUCGACCUUGACCGGGGAUAUUCUACAGCAAUCCCCAAAAUCUUUCUACAUGUACGAACCACUUCGGUCAUACAAAUCGAACAUCUUUUUAGACGGUCAAAUCUGCAAUAUCUUCACAAUGAACUGUUCAAAACACAAUACGGAAAAAACAUUAACAGUAAUGGAGGAUCUCUUUAGAUGUCGUCUGCAACAACAUAAACUGCAGGUUCUUCUUCCGCGCAAGCACAGUGUCGCCGUGAUGAGUGUUAUACCUUUCUGCAAGUCAAGACCCGGAUUUGACACCUGUAUGAAGAAACUUCAAACGCUUUGUUAUCAGUCGCAGUCUAUUAUCUUGAAAACAAUCCGACUUUCUAUGGAAAUAAUGCCAAGACUUUUGAAGAAAUUCCCAGGUCUCAAGAUUGUACAUUUAUUAAGGGACCCGCGGGGAAUUAUUGACUCUAGAAGACGUGGAGGAUUCCUCCGAAACACUGGAAAAGCGCAAAGUUCUAAAAGUCUGUGUACAUUAAUUAGAAAGAACGUCCAAUAUUCCAAAACACUGCAAAAACGGUUUCCUAACAGCAUCACAACCGUCUUAUACGAAGACAUAGCAAAAAAUCCGGUGGAUUUGUCAAACAAAUUGUACAGGGAUUUAGAUUUGGAGUAUAGUGAUAAUUUUAAAGAAUGGAUUUUCAACCAUACUUCGGCGGGAACUCCAAAUAAUUCGUAUUAUGGAACUGUCCGAUCAAAUUCUUCAAAAACGUCGCAAUCUUGGAGGAAAAGGUUAAGUUUCAAAGACGUCAAAAUAAUUGAAGACGAGUGCGGGGAUGUGAUAGAUUUGCUGGGGUUUAGAAAAGUCAUUGACGUUGAAGAUCAGAAAAAUACCGAUCAAACUCUGAAAGUGCGUGAUGUCGACCUAUAGGUGAAAUUUUAUCUC
Messenger RNA from Magallana angulata, 1334 nucleotides. RefSeq names its product carbohydrate sulfotransferase 1-like. Bases 255 to 1319 code for a protein of 354 amino acids. Gene Ontology annotation, molecular function: N-acetylglucosamine 6-O-sulfotransferase activity. NCBI's taxonomy places the organism in Eukaryota, Metazoa, Mollusca, Bivalvia, Ostreida, Ostreidae. The record is from RefSeq and is a predicted model, not a curated record. Gene Ontology annotation, biological process: sulfur compound metabolic process; N-acetylglucosamine metabolic process. The transcript is spliced from 4 exons.